Xiphias gladius (swordfish) is the source of this 1697-nucleotide messenger RNA. It is a transcript of the gene fam133b, whose product is annotated as family with sequence similarity 133 member B. The coding region runs from base 280 to 1086 and encodes 268 amino acids. Lineage: Eukaryota; Metazoa; Chordata; Actinopteri; Istiophoriformes; Xiphiidae. The record is from RefSeq and is a predicted model, not a curated record. The transcript is spliced from 11 exons.
AAUACACUUAAGAGACUGGGCUGCUGAAAAAAGAAUCAGAGAACGGGACUUUGAAGGAAAUAAUUGUCUCCAAAAGAUGGCAGUUAUGCAACCACCGGGAUGCUAGCUGCCGCAGAACCUUAAAGAAAAAGAAGAAGAAGACGCGGCAGCAGCAGUCGAAGAAGAGUGAAGAGAAGUAGCGUUUCCAUUAACCCAGCCUGAUGUGGCUAGGUCAAUGUUAGCAAGGUAACACUAAUCGCGUUCUAUCUGUCGGACAUUUCUCCUCAUUACUAACUCCACAUGGGCAAGAGGGACAAUCGAGUGGCUUAUAUUAACCCCAUUGCUGCUGCGCGGGCCAGGGGGCCAGUACAGAACUCUGGACCAACCAUACAGGAUUAUUUAAGCAGACCUCGACCGACAUGGGAAGAGUUAAAGGAGCAGUUAGAGAAGAAGAAGAAAGGCUCUCGAGCCCUGGCUGACUUUGAGGAUAAAAUGAAUGAGAGAUGGAAGAAAGAACUGGCAAAAAACCGAGAGAAGUUGUUAGGUGGAAGUGACAAGGACAAAGAGAGAGACAAAAAGAACACGGACAAGGAAAAAGAGGAGAAGAAAGAGAAAAAAGAGAAAAAGAAGAAAGAGAAGAAGAAAUCCAACAGGCAUUCUUCAUCUUCCUCCUCCUCAUCGAGUUCUGAUUCCUCCAGCAGCUCCUCCUCAGAAUCUGAAGAUGAGGAUGAAAAGAAGAGUGUGAAGAGAAAACGGAAGAGAAAGAAGUCAUCGGCCAGGAGAGUAUCAGAAAGCUCAGAGGAAGAAUCGGAUGCUGAAAGCAAGAAGAAAAAGAAAAGAAUCAGGGAAGAAGGGGAUAAGGAUAAGGAUGACAAGAGCCGCAGAAGAAAAAGGAAGGCCGAGCGCAGUUACAAAGACUCCUCCUUAGAGUCCUCUGCGGACUCUGAGGGUGACGAGGUAGCUGAAGCCAAGAAGAAAAAGAGAAGUAGCGAGGAAAAGGAGAAAAUCACAGACAAAUCCAAGAAGAAGAGGAAAAAGAAGCAUAAGAAACACGGCAGAAAAAAGAAAAAGAAGUCAGCAUCUCAGUCGGACUCAGAGCUCGACUAACAACCAUCGCUUUACGGUUCUCUCAGCCUCCCGGCAGAUCACUAGUAGUGCUAUUUUUUGCCUUUGACCACCAAAAACUUCUCCCAUCCAGCUGCGGUCAUCACACUUGAUCAAGGAGACCUACAGACUUGUAAUGCUGGGGUGAAAAUGAGGGAGGAACCCAUCCCUCUAAGUGGCAACUACCGGUACAUAUCUUUUGUUGACUUUUAUCACCAUGCUUUUUUUAACGAUUGUUCCUUGAGUUACAGUCAGCAACAGGACUGGAGUGAAUUCCACAUCUUUCUUUUCCGGCUCGUCUUGGAGAUUGGAGUGUGACUGGCACUCGCUUUCGCCUUCAGUAUGCUGGCCCUCUAGGAGUUGCUCCAUCUGCUUCAUACCUGAAAUCUUGCAUUUCUAGUUGCUAGACGAGGCUAAUAUGCUAGUGCCGUUGUCAUGCAUGUAGACCCGAUGUCUCGCCAGCCUCAUAUUGAAGUUGGACUUGUGAUAUGAAAUGUGAGCUGCACAGUCAACAUUUAUACAAGGGAUAAUUGUUCAGUUAGAUGAAUUGUUACACUGCAGUGUAAAUGUAUAAAGAAUGGCAAUUCAUUAAUAAAGUAUUGUUUUAGCCUUUA